AGAAUAAAAUAUGACGACAAUAAGAAAACGCACAAAAGGAAAGUCGUCAUCCCCGAAAUCCCCAUACCCUGUCAGUCUGCUCCUCAGUACCCCUAAAUAAUUACAAUAAAAAACAUUAAACCUCUCUGAUUCAACCAUCUUGCCGAUCAAUCGAUCGAUUCAAUUCGAUUUGCCAUUGCUAUUUGGCAAAAGUGGGAGGAAAAGAGAAUUAGGAAGAAAAAAAAUGCACUCUUUCGGGUACAGAGCCAACGCUUUACUGACCUUCGCCGUCACAAUUCUGGCGCUGAUGUGCGCCAUGGCCUCUCUCUCCGACAACUUCAAUUCGCCUUCUCCCACCGCCGAAGUUCAAGUGUUGAAUAUUAAUUGGUUCCAGAAGAAACCUGAUGGUGAUGAUGAGGUCAGUUUGACUCUGAAUAUAUCGGCAAACUUACAAACUUUGUUCACGUGGAAUACAAAGCAGGUUUUUGUAUUUUUAGCAGCUGAGUAUGAAACCCCAAAGAACGGGCUGAAUCAGGUUUCCUUGUGGGAUGGUAUUAUACCUACCAAGGAACAUGCAAAAUUUUGGAUUCAUACGACAAACAAAUAUCGUUUUAUCGACCAAGGAAGCAACUUGCGGGGUAAAGGCUUCAACUUAACGUUGCAUUGGCACAUCAUGCCAAAGACUGGCAAGAUGUUUGCUGACAAAAUAGCGAUGACUGGUUUCCGCUUGCCGGAGACAUAUAGAUGAGAAUGGUAUGACAUUUGAUGUAACUUUAUUCUUCCCUUCGUUGACGAUACAGUCACUUGGAACGAAAGCAAAGAGAAGAAAUAGGGAUGAAUUAAUUAUUGACCAUCCAAAAGAAAUUUUUCAUUUACCUUUAGAACUUGAACUUAUCAGACAAAUGUUUUCUUCUGCUUUGAACUAUGAUUUUCCAACUAUUUUGCUGCAUGAUAGGUAGCAAAAUUAUAAAUUCA
Messenger RNA from Olea europaea var. sylvestris, 954 nucleotides. Its product is annotated as signal peptidase complex subunit 3B. Gene Ontology annotation, cellular component: signal peptidase complex; membrane. The record is from RefSeq and is a predicted model, not a curated record. The coding region runs from base 224 to 727 and encodes 167 amino acids. The transcript has 7 exons. Gene Ontology annotation, biological process: protein targeting to ER. Lineage: Eukaryota; Viridiplantae; Streptophyta; Magnoliopsida; Lamiales; Oleaceae.